AUGGAUAACUUUUAUCCUAACUAUUACGAUCAAUCCCAGCAGGGAAGAAACCCGCCCAGAUCGGGGGUGAAUCCUCAACAACUUACUCCAGUUGGUUAUCAACAACCUGUUAGUCCAAAAUAUGAGUUCACUCAACAACCGCAAGGAUAUCAGUCAUCACAACAACGAGGAUACCAGCAAUCUACGUAUCAGCAAGGAUAUCCAAAUGAUUAUGAGAGAGUCACGCCUCCUAUUGACCAUAACCAACUUCGAAGGCAACCAACUAAUGGUUUUGGUUAUGACAAUUUUGGGGGAGAAAAUUACGAGCAAGUAUAUAACGAAAAAUAUGAAAAAAGAAGGUCCGCUCGUCAUGUCGAGCUUACUCAUGGAAAUUUAGUGUUAGAUUGUCCAGUACCUGACAAAGUACUUCGUAAUGUCAAAUACAGUGACAGUGAAGAAUUUAGUACUAUGCGAUAUACUGCUGUCACGUGCGAUCCUGAUGAUUUUAUUCAAAAUAAAUAUCUUCUUCGACCUCACAUUUAUGGUCGAAAAACUGAACUUAUGAUUGUUAUGACCAUGUAUAAUGAAGAUGAUAAACUUUUUAUCAAAACAAUGUCUUCUGCUAUCAAAAAUGUCGCUCAUCUUUGUUCAAGAUCAAAAUCUAAAACAUGGGGACGUGAUGGUUGGCAAAAAGUAGUCGUGGUAAUUGUAUCUGAUGGUCGUAAUAAGAUCAAUAAACGAACCUUGAAUGUUUUGGGUGCUAUGGGUGUUUAUCAAGAUGGAAUAAUGCAAGAUAAUGUUGAUGGAAAACCU
Molecule: messenger RNA, 792 nt
Organism: Racocetra persica
Lineage: Eukaryota; Fungi; Glomeromycota; Glomeromycetes; Diversisporales; Gigasporaceae
Source: the annotation of a GenBank genome assembly